CCGAUGCUGAAGAAUUCGUAGGUAAGGGUUGUCAGUUUAAGUUUAUUUGCUACGGUGUAGAAAGCUUUAGUGCUAGCGUUUGGAUUUAUUUCCCUUAGCAUGUAUGCGAGAAGGAUGGUUAAGUUAUUUAGUUUGUUGUUUGAAAGCGACGGUUGUCAGUGGAGGCUUUUGAAGAAGGGUAGUGCGUCGUCUAAAAAUAGCGACCAAUGAAAAAUUACAAAACAUAGUGUAUGUUUAAUAUUUCGAAGGCGCUCACAGCCAUCGUCUCAUUGGCCUGUGCCGGCUCCUAUAUUGUGAUAUUGGAGACGGGGCCCAGCUUACAGAUUGGAAAGCGGAACAAGUGCAGCGACACCAAGCGGAGGAUCCGGGAACCAGUCUAGUGGGGGCCCAGCUUUAUACCAGCUCCUAGCUUGGCGCAAGUUUACGACGCGCAUAGGGAGCCGGGAACCAGCUUUACAAAGUGGAGGACCCAGGAACCAGUUUAGUACUUCCGUAAGUCAGAAUGGCGUGCGUUCCUUUUUUUCGGAAACUCGACAGUUAUUCACGCAUUGAUAUGUUGUGAUAUUUAUGGUGUGGAUGGAGAAAUUGAAUACAUGACACUUUUUAUGGAUAGCAACACAAAGUGUUACUGUUAAACUGCAGCUUGAGAUGGAUGGAAGUGUUGAGUCUGUGCUCAUGGAAAGAAUCACAGAUGGUCAGCUGUUAAUUACUCAGAUAAGGGAAUGUGUGGAGUUCAGAGAUGCCAAAGGACUCAAAACGUACAUCCUUGAACACAAGUUGUCUGACCAGAGUGUGUUCUGGGAACUGACCUCCGAGCUGACACAAUAUGUUACUGAAGAUAUUCUUGAUAAGAAUCCUAAUUUCUUUGAAGCAUGUGAAAGAUGCUUGUCUUAUCUUGUCCGCAAUGGUAACCCCAAAGAGAUGAUUCUGGCACUCUUGGAACAGGCUGACUGUUUCAAUGAUGAUGUUAAGUACAGGACACUCUUAAAAUUAGUGCAAGCAACCCUUCUGAAAUUGCCCUCUAAAAGAUUUCAUUCUUUGGACAUUGCUUUGGAAACACUGUCGGCUCAUGUUAAAUCUCUACAAGUUCCUCAAUUUGCAGAUUUUGAAGAUGAAGAACGACAACUGCAUGACACUGAUAUCAAUGUCCACAGAAUUGAGGAUGUGGUUUCUGCUUACCUCAACUUCUUAAGACCAUUUGUAGAAGAAGUAUCCUUGUUCAAGGCAUGUAGAACAGGGAAGAAUAAUCCCCAGGUCUUAACCCUGAAGAAACAUCUUCUUUUUCUCCUGGAGCACCCUUUGGCCUACUUAGAUUUGGAAUAUGAUAGAAAAGAAGAAAAGGCUAAGACAACAAGCAGGUGCCUAGCUGAAAGAACUCUUGAUCUUCUUGUACAUGUGGAAAGAAACUUUCAUAAGUACCUGGAGCUGGCACGCUGUGGUGGAGCAUGUGUAGAUGAUUUGGAGGAAGCAGAAGAUACAGAUGCUAUGGUGAGAGAGAAUGAGGAAAACGAGAGGCGUCUUGAUGGUCAGAAGCGAAGUGCUUUUGAGAGAGAUGAUAAUGACAAGAUGGAGAACUGGAAGUAUGUGAAGUCAGUCCCUAAGCUUGCCCAAGCUUGUUUGUCAUACUUGAUGUAUGUGGAGCAUCUUGGCCUUAACAGACUACCAACCAUUUACAGCUGGGACUUUCUUCUGGAGUUCAACCUGCCCUUUAUCUCCCUCUGUCUUCAGAGACAGGAAUUCCUUAUUGUUCACAAAGGGUUGCUCUUGUUGAACAGCUUCUUGGAUGUGCUUAAGCUUGGUUCACUUUCAGCUGAUGUAUUAGAUAACAGUGCUUACAUGACCAUGACCUCUGAUGUGCUAGCAAUCGUGAUCCACUGUCCUGCAAGGAAACUGAGACAGAUGUGUGUACAACUUUUACCAGUAUUCAUCAAAUGUUUCAGUAGUGAAGGGCAAUACAAGCUCCUUCAUAUGAUUAUUGCAUCGUGUGAACACUCUGGUGUCCAAGGCUUUGUCACACAGAUACUCAAGGAACAGAUCAGUGAUAACCUCCAGUGUGAACUUCCAAAAAGAUUUUUCAUUGGAAACUCUCUUGACAAGAUUUUGAAGUUGUUGGUGAAACUGCCUGAUGGUCCGGCAACUGAUCUGUUGGAGAAUUCUGAUAGAAUAAUCUCUGUGUUGAACCUUCUGAGAUUCCUUAUCAUUCGAGACAAACCAAAUCAGAACGUGACAGGAAUAUGGACCAGCUUCCCGAGAUAUGAAACACAAUUUAUUGAUGCCUUAAGAAUGGGCUUGGACAUGUCAACAGCUCACUAUAAACUUGAGCUCACCAACCUCCUGGAAGCUAAGGGAGACCAACGGGCUAUUCCAGAGGACCUGGACUUCAGUGUAUGUGUGGGAGGAGAGUCUCUGUCUGCUAUGCCUAAGGGGCAGCGAAUCAGUGUGUUGCAGUCAGCCCUGAUUACAUUUGAUAUGAUUGAGAGCCUAAUGGUGAGACUCCUUGAACUGCGGGACCAACAGAAGGCAGCAUAUGGCAAAUAGCAUUCUUUUGUUGUGUUGUCAUUGUGUAUUCUAGUAAAUAUUACUGAUAGUAUUGUAAUUGUAACCAUUCAACAUACUGUGGCUUAAAAAUAAAUAUGAUGUUCCCUGUGAAAA
Messenger RNA from Haliotis rufescens (red abalone), 2652 nucleotides. RefSeq names its product ubiquinone biosynthesis protein COQ9, mitochondrial-like. Gene Ontology annotation, cellular component: cytoplasm; mitochondrial inner membrane. Gene Ontology annotation, molecular function: ubiquitin-protein transferase inhibitor activity; lipid binding. The transcript has 2 exons. The record is from RefSeq and is a predicted model, not a curated record. Lineage: Eukaryota; Metazoa; Mollusca; Gastropoda; Lepetellida; Haliotidae. The coding region runs from base 649 to 2538 and encodes 629 amino acids. Gene Ontology annotation, biological process: ubiquinone biosynthetic process.